UCCGCAUUCUGUGCAGGGAAACGUUUAAAUCAGUAUACACACACAGCGUCUGGUUAUUCUUUCUCUGUUGCUUAUAUUGCACUCAGGACGCUGUAUAUGCAGAAAACAUGAAGGUGUGUAUUGUGCUCUUCGUGUCUGCAUGCAUACUGAUGGAAGCCGAAUCGGGUCUUGCUAAAGACAAUUCAAAAUGCCAGGAUGCAUUAGCUUUGUGUAAAGGCGUCAACUGUGACAACCCUGGUAUGGCAGAUACGUGCCCGGUGACGUGUGGACGCUGCAACCCCACAGACUGUGGACCUGGUAUGUACUGGAAUGGCACCACUUGUGCGCAAUGCUUGGAUGGGCUGCCUGCUGAAAACAAGGGAAGUUGUCCAUGUACCAUAACAGGCAGAUGGGGAUCAAAGUGUGAACAUCAGUGCAACAAAGGGUGUUCGGGUGGUACAUGUCACCCACUGUCUGGAGAAUGUGAAAACUGUACACGGGACAGGUAUAGCAAGUUCUGUAAUGACAUAUGUGCUGCCAACUGUAAUAACUGUACAGAUACAUCCUCAAACUGUCACCGAACAACUGGAACCUGUCUGUGUGGUUGUAGACCAGGCCUCUAUGGAGGUACAUGUGAACAACGCUGCCAUGCCAACUGUAGAUUCAAGACAUGUAAUUCCUCUGGAAUCUGUGUUGAUGGUUGUAAGGAAGGAUACUUCGGACCAAAAUGUGAUAAAAACUGUGGAGAAUGUGUUAAUCAAUCUUGUUCAAGAAUAGGCACAUGUUUGAAAGGUUGCAACAGUGGAUGGCACGGUUUGAAAUGCAACACCCCCUGCAGUUACAACUGUGAACAUUCAAACUGCCAACAGAACGGAACGUGCAUGGCGUGCUUGGGUGGGUUUCAUGGCGACUCAUGCAACAAAAACUGUUCUGCUGGAUGUGCCACGAGACAGUGUAACAGGGAUGGUAGUUGUCAAUGUAAAAAGACGAAUUUCGGCCAACAGUGUCUCAAUACCUGCAGUGUAACGUGCCUUAAUACAAGUUGUAGUCAGACCUCUGGGGAAUGUGACUAUGGUUGUGUAUCGGGCUGGUAUGGAGCCACGUGUAGUGCUACAUGUCCGGACAACUGUUCUGCUGGUACAUGCAACAGAGAUGGUGGAUCGUGCCUAUCUUGUAGGGAGGGAUUCAGAGGAACACACUGUAACAUGUCAUGUCCUCCACAUUGUGUUGAAUGUCAGCAGAAUGCCAGUCACUGCACAUCAUGUGAACCUGGUUAUUUUGGAAACACGUGUGUAAAAGAGUGCGACGGUUGCCUGGAUGGGAGGUGUAAUAUCACAGAUGGGUUGUGCAUAGCCGGCUGUAAACCUAGCUUGUAUGGACGAGAAUGCCAGUACAACUGCAGCAGAAAUUGUUUGAGGCAAAAUGGUGCCUCGUUGUGUUUUCAAAGUAACGGAACCUGUGUUUACGGUUGUAACACGGGAUGGUACAAGGCAGAGUGUGAUACUCCAUGUCCACCAGGGUGUAGCGGGACUACGUGUGAUGACUUCACUGGCAGAUGUUCAAAUGGUUGCACAGACGCACUGUAUGGUCCACACUGUAAUCAGUCAUGUCGCUGUCUGAUGUCCCGAUGUAACGCGGCGGGCUUAUGUACGGGGUGUCAGAAUGGCUACUAUGGCCAGAGCUGUUCUACAACAUGUCCAUCGAGAUGUGAUACCUGUGAGCAGAACACCGGCGACUGUGUUACUUGUGUGGAAGGCUGGCACGGCCACCUGUGCAAAGUGUCAUACGUACAGUCACUUCGUCACCGGGUCCGUGUUUUGUCAACAUGCAUUGGAGUUUUCCUCUUUGGUGUUGGAAUUGUAGUGGCCUUCAUUAUCAUCAGAAAAAAGUGCACUCGAUCUCCAAGGGGCAUUUAUCUCUCCCCUGUCCGAACUGACCAUCUUGAUUCGGAUGACAUUUCACUCCAAGAGUUCAGCGAGGACGGUGAAAGUGGACAAUCUCACUAUGAAACUAUUCCAGACGAUUCCCUGGGAGGAUAUGAGGCGCUUACACCUUCAACUUCACGUACUUCCGGGUACACAGCUCUGCCGCCGUCGCUUGAUAAUGUCCGGGUGACAGGGGUCUAAUUAUUCUAUCUGUUUCAUACUUUGAGUUGUGUGUUGAGUUUCUAUUUGUCGUUCGGUCUUUUGCCUGCCACAUAUUGAAACCGGCGUUGACUAUAGUAAACGCAUAGGGCCGAUGUUUAAAAUACUCACUUACCUGUUCUAUCAAGUCGGAUGACUUCACUCAUAGCCUUUUCAGAGCGGAGAGUGGAAGGUCCGACGUCCGAUCACCGGACGCACGUCGCUAUAAAGGUGCGGCAUUAAACCCAGUUUCACCUCACCAUCCUUUAGUUCUCUCCACGAAUGUAUUGGACCACGAGCCUGUAUAUAUCUAUACAUUGCUUAUAAGGUGCAAAACUUUGCUUCAAUCUCCCCAUAUAUGUGUAAGGUAUAACGUUGGGCAGUCAAGCUGUAUGUGCUGAUCCCCUAAACUGUACAGUUGCAAGUUAAGCGGUAGUUUAGCUUAUCGCCAUAGGUUCUUCUGAGCUUGACCUUGGAGAUCAUAAACCAGAAACAAUGAGUUCUCAUUUCACCAGCCGAGCGCAGUAACAAUUCCAUUUUAUUUGU
Haliotis rufescens (red abalone) is the source of this 2648-nucleotide messenger RNA. Its product is annotated as protein draper-like. The record is from RefSeq and is a predicted model, not a curated record. The transcript is spliced from 6 exons. Bases 108 to 2105 code for a protein of 665 amino acids. NCBI's taxonomy places the organism in Eukaryota, Metazoa, Mollusca, Gastropoda, Lepetellida, Haliotidae. Gene Ontology annotation, molecular function: scavenger receptor activity.